Messenger RNA from Rhododendron vialii, 1303 nucleotides. Its product is annotated as nifU-like protein 4, mitochondrial. The record is from RefSeq and is a predicted model, not a curated record. NCBI's taxonomy places the organism in Eukaryota, Viridiplantae, Streptophyta, Magnoliopsida, Ericales, Ericaceae. Gene Ontology annotation, biological process: iron-sulfur cluster assembly. Gene Ontology annotation, cellular component: mitochondrion. The coding region runs from base 93 to 926 and encodes 277 amino acids. Gene Ontology annotation, molecular function: iron ion binding; iron-sulfur cluster binding. The transcript is spliced from 6 exons.
AACAGGGGUAAAAUCCUGGGGCUCACAAGUAAAACGCAAACGAAAGAAAACUCACAGCGAAUUUGAAGAAGAAACAAGAAGAAGAAGAAGAGAUGAAGGGUGCCGGAAGAUUGGUGAGGCGAGGCCUUCUUUGUCGAAGACAGGAUCUUGGUACCCGUAACAGUGAUUUCCAUACCUCUCGUCGUCUCUUGUUCACUUCCUCGACGUCGACGUCCUCGACUUCACAAGGCCGCAAUCCUCUCUCUGGUUUCGUAUCAUCAAAUUCUACAAACAUCUCUUCAUCACAUGCCUCGAAAUGGUCCCUUUUUGGAGGACAGAGGAGGACCAUGUUUAUCCAAACGCAAUCAACGCCAAACCCAUCAUCCCUCAUGUUCUAUCCCGGGAAGGCAGUGAUGGAAGUUGGGAGUGCAGACUUUCCGAAUGCUCGUUCAGCCAUGAAUUCACCACUAGCAAAGUCCCUGUAUGGGGUGGAUGGAAUUACUCGAGUUUUCUUUGGAUCAGAUUUCGUAACUGUAACAAAAUCAGAAGAUGCUUCCUGGGAUAUUAUGAAGCCUGAAAUUUUUGCUGCAAUUAUGGAUUUCUACUCUUCUGGGAACUCACUAUUUUUGGACUCGAACACUGCAGCUUCCAUGGACACGGCUAUCCACGAGGAUGAUUCUGAAACUGUUGCAAUGAUUAAAGAACUGUUGGAGACUCGUAUCCGACCUGCAGUACAAGAUGAUGGUGGAGAUAUUGAGUACCGAACAUUUGAUCCAGAUACUGGAAUAGUCAAACUUAGAAUGCAAGGAGCAUGUAGUGGCUGCCCCAGCUCAUCUGUCACCCUGAAAUCUGGCAUUGAGAACAUGCUGAUGCAUUAUGUACCUGAGGUUAAAGGCGUGGAGCAGGAACUUGACGAUGAAGAUGAAGAGGCAAUAUUACCUGCUUAGAUGGAGCAAUUGACUCGUCUCUUUAUCGUGAGCCAUUUCAUUGUAAAACGAGCUAGAUCAAAGGAUUUGUAAAGGAACUUGUGUAGGGAAAAUAAAAUGUAGCAGCCUGACCAUCCGGUCUCUACAAUAUUACUCGUACCUGCUUAGAUGGAGCAAUUGACUCGUCUCUUUAUCAUGAGCCAUUUCAGUGUAAAACGAGCUAGAUCAAAGGAUUUGCGAAGGAACUUGUGUAGGGAAAAUAAAAUGUAACAGCCUGACCAUCCGGUCUCUACAAGAGUGAGUACAGUAUAUCAGCUUUUGAUGCCGAAAAAGUGGCUUUCUGUAUGGCAAUAAAUCUUAAAACUUAAAAACGAUAUUUAUUAGUUGAUUAUUUUUUU